Myotis lucifugus (little brown bat) is the source of this 1834-nucleotide messenger RNA. RefSeq names its product family with sequence similarity 207 member A (gene SLX9). The record is from RefSeq and is a predicted model, not a curated record. Bases 103 to 759 code for a protein of 218 amino acids. Gene Ontology annotation, biological process: maturation of SSU-rRNA from tricistronic rRNA transcript (SSU-rRNA, 5.8S rRNA, LSU-rRNA). NCBI's taxonomy places the organism in Eukaryota, Metazoa, Chordata, Mammalia, Chiroptera, Vespertilionidae. Gene Ontology annotation, cellular component: nucleolus; 90S preribosome; preribosome, small subunit precursor. The transcript has 6 exons.
AACCCAGCUGCCUGGGCUCCAGUUUCCGCCCGGGCAUCUUCCUGCAGGCUCCGUCUCGUGCGCCCCGCGGCUUCCGGUCCACUGUGGGUCUCACCCAGAGACAUGGGGAAAGUGAGGGGGCUGCGGGCCCGCGUGCACCAGGCUGCCGUGAGGCUCUCGGCGGAGUCCGCGCCCGGCCUCGCGCUUCCGGUCCAGGAUGGGGCUCCUCCGCAGACCUCGGCUGGCGGAGUCGGGAGAAAGGAGUGGGCUUUUGUGAACACGGACAUCUUUGCCAGGACCAAGAUAGACCCCAGUGCCUUGGUGCAGAAGCUGGACUUGGACACAAGGAGUGUUGCUUCCGUCAGGAGAGGUGCCGAGGCGAAGACGAUUUUGCCCAAGAAGGAGAAACUGAAGCUGAGGCGUGAGCGGUGGCUGCAGAAAAUCGAAGCCAUAAAGCUGGCUGAGCAGAAGCUCAAGGCGGAGCGGAGGCGGCGGGCCACGGUGGUGGUGGGGGACCUGCAGCCCCUCCGGGACGCCCUCCCGGAGCUGCUGGAGCUGGAAGCUGGCGCCCGGCGGCCACACACCCGAGGGACAAGCAGCAAGCCCCGGCCAGCGGAGCUCAGCCGGAUGAGCGCGGCGCAGAGGCUCCAGCUCCUUGAGGAAGAAAGGACUCGCUUCCAGGACCUACUGGCCAGUCCCGCCUACAGAGCGAGCCCCUUGCAGACCAUUGGGCAGCAGCUGGCCCGGCAGAUGCAGCUGGACGGCGGUGGCCUGCUCUGACCUGGCCUGGGGUGUGCCGUGAGCUCCAAGGAUGCACAUGAGGUGCCAGAGAGGGCCGACUCCUCGCCAUUAUCACCUGGAUCCUGGAGGCAGCCUCCUCGGCCCUCCUGCCCCCUCUGGAGGGUGAAUAAACGCCGCAUGAACUCAGGCAGUGGGACCACGCUUCCUUCUGUGCCUUGGCUGUCCCGUGAGCAAGACAGUUAUUGUUACAAGUCCCGGGUUUGAAGGUUGGGCUCUAGAAGCAGUGUCUUAAACCUUCAAUCUGAGGAUGUGGAAGGGGGCGGGUGCCUUUCUCAGACCUUCGGGAAUGAGAUGGGGUUUGUGCUGUGCGGGGACCAGCUGAUCAUGACCUCAGGGGCAGUGGAGGAUGUGGCUCAGGAGGGUGGGCCCUGGGUCCUCUGCUCGAGGUCCCUGGUCACUGGUUGCUGGAAUUGCCUCGGAGCAGUGGCUGGUGUGUGGGGCCCACCCUCACACGGCUGGAUGAUUGGACUGAUGGCUGCGUCGGGGUUGCGUGUGGCCACCUUCCCGGCAUCCAACAUGUCGACGCAUCAUGUGCCGGCCCUCAGAGGGUCUCAGACCCCAUGUGUGCUCCACGCACUGGCUUUCUCCAGGUUUGUCCUGGACAGGGGGGUGCACGGAGCCCAUGCAACAUCAGCCAGUGGGGUGCACCCCUCAAGGUCCUGUGCUGCUUGAAGCCAAUUCUUGUACAAACGGCGGCUGUGCUGCUUCUGGAACGUUCCUUGUGCAGCGAUAAAGCCGGUGCCGGCAGUCUGGGCUGAGGUCAUUGUGCUGAGACAUGGGGGCUCAGCCCCUCCAUGCUUCCAUGGGCUCUCGCCCGAUGACUGGGGUUUUCCAGGGUGCCUGCUUCCAGGAUAUCGGGAGAGCCAGCUGGCUGGCGGAGAUAGCAGGACGCCGGCCUUCCGGGUCUUUCUCUGAUGUAUUCCUAGGGCAGCUGGUCCCCUGCUCCUGGACCUGAGACAGCGCGUCUGCAUGAAGAAAGACUCGGCCAAACUGUUUUCUUCUAAAGAUGUUCAAAUAAUGUUGGUUAAAAUGACAAUUACAUGCAUAUUCCUGA